AUGUAAAAUCAAUAACUUGGAUAAAAAUUAUCUAAUAUUAGUUCUAUGAUUUAGCAAUACUAACCUACACCUCAAAACCCUUCAAAAGUAAUAUCAAUUCCCUCACCUACACCCUAAUCAAUCAAAUCACCUCAAGUUCUUCAAUCCUUAAUAAAUGAUUAGAAACAAUUUUAGCAUGAUGUAUCAGGAUUGAUUGCCAAAUUAGAUUAAAUUCAAAAUGUAAAUAGUCCUCGACGGAACUUACCAACAAUCAAUGGUUAAAGUCAAGUGUCACCUUCGCAAACUUAACCUGAUUUUGUAGUUUAACCCACUCUUUCUUCUCCUUCAAGUGGUUGUGCACCAUUUAUGAAGCAAUAGGACCCUCAAAAGAUGAAAGAAUAAAAUGCUAAUGUCUUACGAUAAGCUGAACAACUUGAAUUCUUUAUUCAAGCUAAUAAUGAAUUAAAAAAAGCACUAGCAUAAUCAAAUAAAAAAAUUGCAGAACAACAAAAACAGUUGGACUAACUUAUUAAGUAAAACGAUGAAUAGAAAUAACAACUAAUUGCAAAUGAAUAAAAUAAAAUAAUUCAAUAAAAAUAGUAUAAUGAUUAGAUUUAAACUAUGCAAUAAUCACACUAAAGAGAGCUUCAACAAAUUAAGAACUAUGAAAAUGAAUAAAAAUAAAAAAUAGAAAGUUAAUGGUAGCAAAAGUACAACUUAAAAGCUAAUGAAUUAAACUAAUCUACAAAAUUGCUCAACAAUAAAAUUAAUUCUUUAUAAAAGGAUGUCAAUGAUAAAUAAGAAUAGUUAAAUUCACUAAUAUUUUAAACUAAAGAGCUUUCAAAUUAAUUAGAAAAGAGAGUGCAGGAUUUGAGUGUGAAGGAAGAAUUACUUUCAGAAAAAUAAUUCGAUUUAGAACGAUUGUAGAAUGAAUUUCACUAAGCCUUAGAAAAAUAUGAGCAUAAUAUCAAAGAUAUGAUUCAAAAUCAUACUUAAGACAUGAUGUCUUUAGAACAAGUAAUUGAUGAAUUAAAAUAACAUAACAUCAUUCUUAGUCAAUAAAUCAUUAAUAUUGAAUCAUAAAACGCAAAAGAAUUAGAAUCCAUAAAAAAGAAUCAUCUAAAAGAGCUAAAUGAUAAAUUGGAUGAAGUAUCUUAAAAAAACCUCAAAGAAAAACAACAAAUUCAAAAUCAUUAUGACGAAAUUAUUAAUAAGUUAAAAAAUGAAAAAAAUAGUUUAUAAUAAGCCAAAGAUUAAUAACAAUUAUUUUUAGAAUAAAAGGUUUAAGUGUUGACUUAAGAAUAUAAAACAGCAAUAGAAACAAUUAAAAAGUAAUAAGAUAAAAUUUAAAUGCUUAAUGAUUAAUUAAAUUAAUUAGAAACUUAAUCAAAAAAUCUGAAUAGAGAAAAUAUUAAUUAGAUUGCUUUUCUUAAUCAAAAAUUAAAGGAAAUGAGUUCCGUCUAACCUUAAAAUUAAAAUACAAAUAAUUAUUAUAAUGAUUUGAAAUCUUAAAACUUAGAUCUUAGAACUGAAUUAGAAGAAAAAAAAUAAAAAUUAGAUGAACUUAUUAACAAUCUAAAUUAAGUAAUUGAAAUAAAUUUCACUUAUAAAACUUAACUUACUGAAUUUCAAGAAAAAUUAUCCAACGUUAGUUAUAAUAAUGAAAAAGAAAAUGAAGCCUACUUCAAUUAAAUAAAGUAAUAAAAAAUAACUAUAGCCGAGUUAACAAAGAAAGUUGAAUAAUAGGCAAAAAAUGAAUACAAGCUGAAUAAUCAGAUCAAAGAUCUUAAAAAUAAUAUUGAGUAAUUAGGAAAUUUGAAAUUAGGAAGUAAAGGAGAUAACAUUGAUAAAGAAAAAGAGUUAAAUAAACAUCUUAUUCAAAAAACAAAUGAAUAUAAACAAUAAGUUGUUGAAUUAGAAAAUGUAUUAUAGGGUCUAUAGGAAGAAAUAAAACAGAAAAACUAAAUAAUAUCCAUUCAUGAAAAGACUAUUAAUGAUUUAAAAAAAAAUAGUAAAGAAAUGAAAUAACAAAUAAUGUCAUCUUAAAUGAGUGGGAUUGCUAUGAAUGAGAAAUAGGUUCAAGAAUAUGAAAGUCAAAUCAUGCAAUUAAAGGAUGAAACUAAUUCUCAAAAAGUAAAGAUUGAAAAUUUACAAUCCUAAUUAAAAUAAGUUAGAAAAGAUAAAGCUCAUUUAUCUAUGACAUUAAUGAAUUCGGGGAUGCUUAACAUAUAAUCAAGUGUGACAGAAAAAAACUGA
Messenger RNA from Paramecium tetraurelia, 2235 nucleotides. RefSeq lists its product as uncharacterized. The record is from RefSeq and is a predicted model, not a curated record. The transcript is spliced from 5 exons. Lineage: Eukaryota; Ciliophora; Oligohymenophorea; Peniculida; Parameciidae.